AACAAUCCUCUGCGGUAAUAUUAAGCAGGUCAUCAAGCCGGUACUUUUCCCAAAUCUCUUUCUUUUUGCACGAGGAAGUCGAAGAGUAAUACGACGUAAGAAGAUGGGGAAACCACAAGUCUUUUUCGACAUUUCCAUCGGUGGGCAACCCGCCGGUAGGAUUGUCAUGGAAUUGGAAGCUGACGUUGUUCCAAAGACGGCAGAAAAUUUCCGUGCUCUUUGCACAGGAGAGAAAGGCUUUGGCUACAAAGGCAGUGGAUUCCACAGAGUUAUUCCCCAGUUCAUGUGCCAGGGUGGAGACUUCACAAACCACAAUGGCACUGGAGGAAAAAGCAUCUAUGGAAACAAGUUCCCUGAUGAGAACUUCCAGCUGAAGCACCUUGGACCAGGAACUCUUUCCAUGGCCAAUGCUGGACCCAACACCAAUGGAAGCCAGUUCUUCAUUUGCACAGAAAAGACAUCUUGGCUUGAUGGCAAACACGUUGUGUUCGGAAGAGUGACCGAUGGCAUGAAUGUCGUCAAAGCGAUGGAAGCAACCGGAUCGCAGAGUGGAAAGCCAUCCAAGCCAAUCAAGAUCGAAAACUGUGGUCAACUUUAAAUUGAACAGUGCAAAUUUAUCAACAUUUAUAUAUUAAUCUAAGACACUAAUGAGGAGCUAAUGAACACUGUAAUCUAAUAGUGCUACGUAAUGUGCUUUCUACAUCUCUCUAGCAGAUCAUUGUUGUAUCAAUCCUGCCAUUUGUUUUGCAACUUUGUAUUUGGACUUUUUGAUUUAUUUUACUCAUUAUGGAAAAAUUCUAUAAAGAAACUAAAGUGUUCUCCAUGAAUAUUGAAAGAUAUUAAAAAAGUCUUUUCUUUUAAAGAAA
Molecule: messenger RNA, 866 nt
Organism: Magallana angulata
Lineage: Eukaryota; Metazoa; Mollusca; Bivalvia; Ostreida; Ostreidae
Product: peptidyl-prolyl cis-trans isomerase-like
Exons: 3
Coding region: 104-598 (164 amino acids)
Biological process (GO): protein folding; protein peptidyl-prolyl isomerization
Molecular function (GO): peptidyl-prolyl cis-trans isomerase activity
Source: RefSeq, a predicted model, not a curated record